UAGGGCGUCAGGGAAGAAGAAGGGGACGACUCUGUCCCAGCUGAAGAAGAGAGCUGUGCCGGCUGGCUCGGAGACUCCGAGUACCUUCAAGAAGCCAAAACCCCUACCUCGCCGUCUCGUGAAGAAAGACGAGUCGAAGGUUGCUGAGGGGGGAUGCCCUGAUGACGAAGAGAUGGGCGUGGACAAGCCGUCUCUGGUGGUGGACUUGGUGUCCAAAUCGAGGUCCGGUGGGCAUCCGGACGAGCUGGAGGACCCUCUUUCGGGAAUCCCGGCCGACGUCCGCUCUCAGAUACCGGCGGAGGUGGCCCGCCGAGCUAGGUCUUCGGGCGGUAAGUAUUAUUCGAACGUCGUUCAGACGUAUCGAGCCUCCUCUGGCAGUUCUUCUUACUCUCCGCGUCAUCCUAAGGCCGUUGUUUUUCCUAUAGCCAAAGACAAAGGGAAGGAUGCAGCUGCUGCCGAGGACGAGAACGUACCUGCUACUCCCCACUAUUCGUCAAAGGAUAGGGUGGCUAUAUGCCGCAAGGUUUUUAAGGCCGUCCCCGCAGAGUAUGUUGCUUCUCUUCCUGGCCGCAAGACUAACGCCCAGUUUGGUGCGAUCCAGGCCACUCUUCUCGACUUGUUCUGCCGCAUGGAAUUCUGCAAGAGUUGGAAGACCCGCAACUGA
Messenger RNA from Spinacia oleracea (spinach), 664 nucleotides. RefSeq lists its product as uncharacterized. The record is from RefSeq and is a predicted model, not a curated record. The transcript is spliced from 3 exons. NCBI's taxonomy places the organism in Eukaryota, Viridiplantae, Streptophyta, Magnoliopsida, Caryophyllales, Amaranthaceae. Bases 173 to 664 code for a protein of 163 amino acids.